Messenger RNA from Dermatophagoides pteronyssinus (European house dust mite), 1067 nucleotides. RefSeq names its product ACAT-related protein required for viability 1 (gene Arv1). Gene Ontology annotation, cellular component: Golgi apparatus; cortical endoplasmic reticulum. Gene Ontology annotation, biological process: sphingolipid metabolic process; intracellular sterol transport; sterol metabolic process. Lineage: Eukaryota; Metazoa; Arthropoda; Arachnida; Sarcoptiformes; Pyroglyphidae. The record is from RefSeq and is a predicted model, not a curated record.
UUAAUUCAUUGAAAUAUCGAUUCUUUUCCAUGUUCACAAAAUAAAAUCCAAAUCAAUAUUUUUAUAUUUUAAUAGUUUAGCAAUAAAAAAAAUCUAGUUUCAUCAUGUUUGAAUUGUUAAAAGAAGGUCCAUACGUUUGUAUUCAUUGUGGUUAUCCCGAUAAUAAAGAUGUCUAUAAAAUUUAUGGUGAUCAGGUUAGACAUCAUAGUCGAUCACCAUCAUCAGCAUUAUGGUUGGCUACGACAUCAUCGACUACUUCAACUAUUACCGAUAAUAAUGAUGUUCAUAACCAACAAAAACGAAGUAAAUUAACACCUCGAUUGACCAAAUGUCAACGUUGUCAAAGAUUAGUGGAUGAAUAUGUUCAAUUGGAUUAUAAUAUUCUAUAUUUGGAUGCUAUCCUACAGAAAAUUUCAUUCUAUCGUCAUAUUUUACAUAAUUGUCGAAUGGCAAGCAAUAAAAGUGCAUUGAAAAUGGCGUUAAUUUUUUAUUUCUGUGAAGCAUUUCAACGUUGGUCUACAUCGAAUGGUGUUACAUUCACAUCGGAAAGGAAAACCACACCAGUAUCAUCAUCAUCAUCAUCAUCGGCAUCAUCAUAUUUUCAACUAGAAGUGAGCUUCUAUUAUAAUUUCCUAUGCAUCAUUCUUGAAUCUUCAUUGUUCAAUCUAUUAUUCUAUUGUCUUUUCAAAAUGGCCCUCACCUUUGUCAUCAACCGACAGAACAAUUGUCAUUAUCCAAUGAACAAGCAAGGGAUAUCAUCAUUUAAAGAAAUGUUCAUGUCUUUGAUCAUUUGUUCAUAUGGAAAAUUAUUUCUUUUACCGUGCAUACUUUAUGGUGGAGAUCUAAAACCGAUUCUUGAAUUAUUCAUCAAAAUUUUUUACCUUUUUUCUCUGGUUCAAUGUUCAAAUGUUAAAUCUCAUUCGAUGUUGAAUCGUUUCUAUUCAAUAUUGUUAGUAUUGUUUGCCUAUUUGAUUCACAUGUUUUUAGUUGCUAAUCUACAUUGGCUAUUACCUUCAAAAUUUAUUAAUAAAUUACAAUAUUUUCUUGUUUAAAAAAAUAAAUUUUAA